CAACUGUUUUUUUGUGAGUUAUCAUAGCAUUUUCCCCACAAUGAUGGAGAUGCAUACACAAAGAUUGUUCACGUAUCUCUCCGGUUGGUAUUCAACUUAGCCAGUUUUAGCUGUCGGACUAAAUACGUGGAAUGCCUCUUCUUGUUACUAGUCUCCUAGUAACAUCGUUGACCACGUGAAUCGAAAAUGUGGCUAUCUAGUUUCAGACGUGUGGCACAGCUAAAGUGCCUCUUUACUGUAUUUACUCGGAACAUGUUUUCUGAUUGUUUGUUUCAGCAGGUGUCAGUGUAGAUGCAGGCGGCCGCUGCUUUCAUCACGCUCAGACAUUUUUUUGACAUCGGAUGAUGACAGCGUCAGAUUAAUCUGCAGUGUUAGUGGCAGUGCAGUGCAAAAACAUUUGCCCAUUGCACCAACGUAGCUGCCAUUUUAUCGCUUUCGGGUGAAAUGUGGUAUGAAGGAAGUGCUGCACAUGAUGAUGCCAGUCUUUUGAGUCGCAAAACGCUUCCCUGAGGCGUGAGAACCAUGUCGGUGAGAACUACGAACAACCACACCGAGGCUGCUGCCAUGGAUGCUAUUGGGGUCUUGAAUACCAAUCCACUGGACGACUAUGAACUGAUCCACAGGAUUGGGAGUGGUACAUAUGGAGAUGUUUUCAAGGCCCGCUGCAUCAAAACAUCAGUCAUUUCAGCUAUUAAGGUCAUCAAGCUUGACCCUGGGGAGGAUCUGUCCAGCAUCCAGCAGGAGAUCACCAUGAUGAAGGAAUGCACCCACAAGAACAUCGUGGCCUACUUUGGCAGCUACCACACAAACAACAAGCUUUGGAUUUGCAUGGAGUAUUGUGGGGGAGGGUCCUUGCAAGACAUCUACCACGUGACUGGUCCCCUAAAGGAGAGACAGAUAGCGUAUGUGAGCCGGGAAACAUUGCAGGGCCUGCACUAUCUGCACCAAAUGGGAAAGAUGCACAGGGACAUUAAAGGAGCCAACAUCCUCCUGACCGAGAGAGGGGACGUCAAACUGGCGGAUUUUGGGGUGGCAGCUGAGAUUACAACACAGGUCUCCAAGAGGAAGUCUUUCAUCGGGACACCCUAUUGGAUGGCCCCUGAGGUGGCGGCGGUGGAGAAGAAGGGGGGCUACAACCAGCUGUGUGACAUCUGGGCCGUGGGCAUCACUGCUAUAGAGCUGGCCGAACUGCAACCCCCCAUGUUCGACCUACACCCCAUGAGAGCCUUAAUGCUGAUGUCCAAAAGCAGCUUCCAGCCUCCCAAACUCAAGGACAAGUCCAAAUGGUCAGCUGAUUUUCAUAGUUUUGUGAAGAUGGCACUCAACAAGAAUCCACGCCGCAGGCCUACAGCCGAGAAACUACUGCAGCAUGCAUUUGUGACUCAGCUGCUGACGCGGACGCUGGCCAUCGAGCUGCUGGACAUGGCCACCAACCCCGACCUUCAGACCACCCUCACCAUGGACGAGAGCGACCUUGAGACCUGCAGUGCCUUCCCAGAUAAGAUCCAGUCGCUGGGCAGACACCUACCUGUGCAGAGGACCCAGUCUGAAGAGCAGUUCGAUCACGUGAAAUUCGGACCGCCCAAGAGGAAAGAGGUGGACCCCUGCCCUGACCUGGGGCUCUAUGAUGAUGAAUGGAGUAUCACUGGGGUCAGCAAGGAUUCACCGAGUUUGCUGGAAAGUGUCGAAGAGGCUUUACUGAAGAGGCAUCUUACUAUAAAGAAGGCUCCAUGUGACAAGGACAGUGAGAAUGAUUCUCCUUGCUCCGACGAGGAGGACAAGUACGGCACAGUGAAGCGAGGAGGGGGCCCGGUGGUCACCCCGUCCGACAUCUCCCUCUCCUUCCCCUCCUCCACCAACUCCUCCUUAUCCUCCGCCAACUCCACCGCCACCUCCACGCCAUUCCACAACAACAACAACACUAGGGCCCCGCACCCCAGCCCCAACCCCUGCUCCAGCUCCAGCUCCAGCUCUGGCACCCGACUGGACCCCCCGCUUCCCCUCUUGGACGAGUCGGCCCUGCUGGGUAGCUCCGGCCUGGGCAACCUCUCGCUCUCCCUGCUGGAGGACUCCACGCUGUUCGACGACGCCCCCCUCUUCUCCUCCGAGUCCUCCAUGAGCCUCAGCUCCCUGCUGCUGUCUGCCUCCACCUUCGAAGGUGGCGGUGGUGUUCCCGAGGAGCCGGGGGGCCGCGAAGGGAAGGGGAAGGGGAAAGCCAAGGCCACUCCCCCUCCUGCUCCUGCUCCUGCUCCUGCUGCUGUUACUGCUCGCCAGCCUCCCCUGUCGCCCGAGUGGAGCACGCUCAGAAGGAACAUCGAGGACUCUAGAUCUGACUCUCAUGGCCUUCCUCCCACACCUCAUGUGCACAUGGGUGCCUGUUUCUCUAAGGUCUUCAAUGGAUGUCCUCUGAAAACCCAUUGUGCCGCUACCUGGGUUUACCCCAAGACCAAAGAUCAGUACCUCAUUCUGGGGGCAGAGGAGGGAGUCUACACCCUCAACCUCCACGAGCUCCACGAAGACACCAUGGAGAAGCUUCUUCCUCAGCGCUGCAGCUGGCUGUACGUGAUGAACAAUGUGCUCAUGUCUAUUUCGGGCAAGUCGUCUCAGCUUCACUCCCACAGUCUGCCGGCGCUGUUUGAGGAGCGCAGGAACAUGCAGCGCAGGCAGAGCCAGCUGUCCAUCAACGCACAUCGCCUCAGCACCCGCAUCAACUCCAAAAAGUACUCCAUGACUGUGAAGAUCCCAGACACUAAGGGCUGCCGUGCCUGUCGCGUAGUGCGUAACCCCUACACUGACAGCACGUUCCUGUGUGCCUUGGUGCCCUCUGGUCUAGUUCUGCUGCUGUGGUAUGAUCCGUUACAGAAGUUUAUGCAGCUCAAGCACCUGGUGAUGAGUUUGCCGGAGUCUCUGUCCAUCUUUGAGCUGCUGGUGUUGGAGGGGGAGGAGCUUCCUCUGCUGUGUUUAGGGGUCAGAGGUCAUGUGACCUCCCCUCAGAUGGGACACACCAACACCAACGGCCAGCUGCACUUUGACAUCAUACGCCUGGAUGACACGCCACAGGACAAGACAGAUGGUGAAUCUUUAAGAGUGCAGCAGGUGACCCAGCUGGACAGGGACACAGUUCUGAUCACGGUGGAGAACAUGGUGAAAAUAGUGAACCUGCAGGGACGACCAAUCAAAUCCAUGGCCUCGGAGCUCACCUUUGACUUCACAAUAGAGACACUGGUGUGUUUGCAGGACAGCGCGCUAGCCUUUUGGAAGCACGGACUAGGAGGAAGAAGCCUGUGCAAGAAUGAGGUGACCCAGGAGAUAACAGACAAGAGCCGUGUAUUCAAGGUCUUGGGGACAAGCAGGGACAUCAUCCUGCAGAGUACGCCCACAGAGGACCCCUCUGCAGCCAGCAACCUCUACAUCCUCACUGGCCAUGAGAGCAGCUAUUGAGGAAGACGGACAGCAAGGGAAGCCAGUGGACAAAACGCUAACAGAGCUAGAUGGAGCCCUAACCACGUGGCGUAACGUUUGACUCAGAUCUGGCCUGGGUGACUAGUCGUCAGCCUCCGGCCUCCAUGUUGUCUGAGACGUGGAUGGGGAUGGAUGAGUACAGCACACAGUGUACCCCACAAAUAGCCUCUCUGCUGGGGGUGUACAGCAGGCAGCGAUCACAUUCUCCUCAGAGUAACACAGUGUAGCUGAGAGCCCCCUCAGCGAGCCCCCAAGUUGGUCUUCGGAGGAGCUCCCAGUGUGUGGGUCUAUGCUCAGCGGUGUGUUGAGCCGACCGGGGAGUGUGGCUUAACCUGACACUGUAUAUCCCCCCCUCCCGUUUCUAUACAAUGCCCCUCUGUGGGGCUUAA
Molecule: messenger RNA, 3851 nt
Organism: Engraulis encrasicolus (European anchovy)
Lineage: Eukaryota; Metazoa; Chordata; Actinopteri; Clupeiformes; Engraulidae
Gene: map4k6
Product: mitogen-activated protein kinase kinase kinase kinase 6
Exons: 32
Coding region: 523-3441 (972 amino acids)
Biological process (GO): intracellular signal transduction; protein phosphorylation
Cellular component (GO): cytoplasm
Molecular function (GO): ATP binding; MAP kinase kinase kinase kinase activity
Source: RefSeq, a predicted model, not a curated record